AUGCUCACCACUAACAUCCUAUGCUUAAUUAUUCCUAUUCUCUUAGCCGUAGCAUUCCUAACGCUAGUAGAACGAAAAAUCCUAGGCUACAUACAAUUUCGCAAAGGACCCAACAUCGUCGGACCAUAUGGCCUACUCCAACCAGCCGCAGAUGCAACAAAACUAUUCACCAAAGAGCCCCUACACCCACUCACAUCAUCCAAAUUCAUAUUUACUAUUGCCCCAACACUCGCUCUCACCCUAGCCCUCACCCUAUGAAUCCCGCUCCCAAUACCAUACCCCCUCAUCGACCUUAAUCUAGGUAUCUUAUUCAUCCUAGCAGUAUCCAGCUUAGCCGUAUACUCCAUCCUAUGAUCGGGCUGAGCAUCCAACUCAAAAUACGCUCUAAUUGGAGCAUUACGAGCAGUAGCACAAACAAUUUCAUAUGAAGUCACCCUAGCAAUUAUCCUACUAUCCCUCGUACUAACAAACGGAUCAUUCACACUAUCAACACUGACCACCACCCAAGAACACAUAUGAUUAGUCCUACCAACAUGACCCCUAACUAUAAUAUGAUUCACCUCUACCUUAGCCGAAACCAACCGAGCCCCCUUCGAUCUCUCUGAAGGAGAAUCAGAAUUAGUAUCAGGCUUCAAUGUAGAAUACGCAGCAGGUCCCUUUGCCCUAUUCUUUAUAGCCGAAUAUGCUAACAUUAUCUUAAUAAAUUCCCUCACCACCGCCCUAUUUUUUGGCGCAUUUCACAACCCCUCCCUCCCAGAACUCCACACAAUCAACUUUAUCACCAAAACCCUAAUCCUAACUACUAUAUUUUUAUGAAUCCGAGCAUCCUACCCACGAUUCCGUUACGAUCAACUAAUACACCUACUAUGAAAAAAUUUCCUCCCACUCACCCUAGCCAUAUGCAUAUGACACGUAUCCACCUCAAUCUCAUUCGCAAGCAUCCCCCCACAAACAUAA
Choloepus didactylus (southern two-toed sloth) is the source of this 957-nucleotide messenger RNA. The record is from the annotation of a RefSeq genome assembly. Lineage: Eukaryota; Metazoa; Chordata; Mammalia; Pilosa; Megalonychidae.